This is a messenger RNA of Rotaria sp. Silwood1, 1662 nucleotides long. The record is from the annotation of a GenBank genome assembly. NCBI's taxonomy places the organism in Eukaryota, Metazoa, Rotifera, Eurotatoria, Philodinida, Philodinidae.
AUGGCUAAAUCAUCCAAAGUAGAAGAUUAUUGGCGACUACAUAAUAUUGAAAGUUUAUUUAAAGAAUUAACACAAGUUCUUACUCGACGUAUGCCACCUGAUCCAGCUGUAGCAUUAGUUGAAUAUCUUCAAAAAAAAUUUCCUAAAUCAUUUAAAACAUCAACAGAUAAUAUUGGUAUUGUUUCAAAAACUAUGGCUAAUAAUCUACAAUUACAAUCAAUGACUUCACCCCAUUCUGAUGCUCACAAUGAGAGUAUAAAAGAUAUACAAACUGAACGUCGUUCAUCUACGCUAAGUCAAGCUAGUGGAAUUGUUACAAUUCCAACAGUCGGCUCCGCUUUUACUGAUUUACUUAAAGACACUAGCAGUUCAAAAGAAACGCCAGAAUUAAAUAUAAGAAAUCUUAUCUUUGCUAAUCGUUUAAGUCAACAAGUUGUUAAAAUGGGAAAAAAUAUUCGUUCAGAUCGUGAUAUACUCGAAGAAGAAUUAAUUAAACCAAUAAAAACAAAAUCAACAACAUCAUCAACAGCAAAUGUAUCAAAUAAUACAGUUUCAGAAGAUCUUCAAAAUGCAGAAACACAUGAACAACCAUCUGCAUUACAAUUAAUUAAAUACAAACAACAAAUUCAUAUUGAAAAUGAUCGUCGUUUACAUCGAGAAAAACUUGCAGAAUUAGCAAAAACUCAACGUGAAAAAGAACAAUUUUAUUCAGGUGUUUCUUCAAAACCAGAAGAAAUUCCAUCACAACAAACAUUAUAUAAUGAUGAAACAUUAACACAAGUUGUACCAACGCAAACAAGUAGUACUCAAUUACAAUAUAAACCAAUUGUUAAAUCAAGAGAAGAAGAAGAAUUAUUGAAUGAUGAGAAUAUAUUUCAACCGAGAAAACAACGUCAUCGUGAAAGACAAAGAAAUAGAUUAAUGCCAUCACUUACAAAUACAUCAUAUUUACGUGGACGACCGACUAUAGAUUCUCAAUUAUCAAUAAAAAGAGAUGAUGGAAGUUUAAUAUGUAAAUCAUGUGGACAUGUAUUGGAUGAACAAGAAAAUCAAUCGAUAGUUCAUUCUCAACAAGUUUCUGCAAUACCAAUAACACAUUCAUUAGAACCUCGAUCAUCUGCUCGAUUGACAGAAAAAACAGAUGAUGCUGCUGAUGAUUUUUUUGAAUUAGCAUCUGAUGUAUCAAGUUCACGACAAUUAACUCCAUUAAUACCAAAUGAUACAAUAUCAACACGAAUUGGUUCAAGUACAUUUCGGCGAAAUCUUUUUCAACCAAUUACUGAUAAUCAUAAUAAUAAUAACAAUGAUACUGUAGAACAUCAAUCACCUGUACGACCUUUAAUUUUAAGUGAUGAUGGAACAAAGGCUAAACGAUUUAAAACACCACGUGUUUCUGAAACUGGUAUUUUCUCACGAUCACCUGAAUCAAAAGUUCGUCCUCCACCAUUAUCACAAAAUAUAUCGUCACCCGUAACAAUAAAACAUCAGACAGAUACUGACGUUCUUACUAAUCGUCAAUCAGCAAAGACUGUCACACAACUAUCAUCUGCAAGAUCAACGCCAUCAUCAACUUUAACAACAAGAAUGACUUCAACUAAUAAUCGAAGAAUGUCCGGUUGGAGUGUAUGUGAACAUUCACCUAAUGAUUCCGACGAAAAUUAA